This is a messenger RNA of Spodoptera littoralis (African cotton leafworm), 309 nucleotides long. Lineage: Eukaryota; Metazoa; Arthropoda; Insecta; Lepidoptera; Noctuidae. The record is from the annotation of a GenBank genome assembly.
AUGAUGAGUGACGACGAUCGUGAUAUUGAUAUCGAAAGUGAUGCUGAGAAUGAUUCGGACUCGCGUACUCAUGCCAGGAAUAGUGUUGGCGGCAGUGGAUACUACUCCCAGGCGGAAAAACGGGCACACCACAAUGCUUUGGAAAGGAAAAGAAGAGACCACAUAAAAGAUAGUUUCACAUCUCUGAGAGAAGCCGUACCAGCUCUCCAGAAUGAGAAAGUGCUUCAGUCAGUUGAGUCAAGACAUAUGCAGGGUCGUUUUUUCUUCUCAUCCAAUGCUGUAGCAGCAUCUAUUGGAAUAUGUAAAUAA